This is a messenger RNA of Saxophila tyrrhenica, 2835 nucleotides long. It is a transcript of the gene ADE3, whose product is annotated as tetrahydrofolate synthase. Gene Ontology annotation, cellular component: cytosol. Gene Ontology annotation, biological process: tetrahydrofolate interconversion. Gene Ontology annotation, molecular function: formate-tetrahydrofolate ligase activity; ATP binding; methylenetetrahydrofolate dehydrogenase (NADP+) activity. The coding region runs from base 1 to 2835 and encodes 944 amino acids. The transcript has a single exon. The record is from RefSeq and is a predicted model, not a curated record. NCBI's taxonomy places the organism in Eukaryota, Fungi, Ascomycota, Dothideomycetes, Mycosphaerellales, Extremaceae.
AUGACGGCAACCAAGAUAGACGGCACGGCCACGGCCAAGUCUAUCAGGGAGAGGUUGGCGAAAGACAUUGCUGAGAAGCAAGCGAAGAAUCCUCGCUACAAGCCCUCGCUCGUCAUCAUUCAGGUUGGGGGGCGUUCCGACAGCAGCACCUAUGUGAAGAUGAAGCUCAAGGCGGCCGAGGAGGCGAACAUCGAAUGCAAGCUUGAGCAUUACGACGAAUCCAUCAACAACUAUGAACUCCUACGCAAGAUCGAGCUUUUCAACAAUGACCCUAGCGUCCACGGCAUCCUGGUCCAGCUGCCAUUGCCAUCCCACAUCAACGAGUACGAAGUCACGAGCGCAGUGGCGGAUGAGAAAGACGUUGAUGGAUUUGGAGGGCCCAAUAUCGGCGAGCUGGCAAAGAAGGGUGGCAAGCCGUUGUUCGUGCCAUGCACACCACAAGGUGUCAUGGUGCUGCUGAAAGAGGCUGGUGUGGAUCUGAAGGGAAAGAAUGCUGUCGUCCUUGGACGAAGCGACAUCGUGGGUGCACCCGUCAGCUACCUGCUGAAGAAUGCCGAUGCUACAGUUACGGUGUGCCAUUCCAAGACACAGGAUCUUCCUGGGGUCAUCAAGAAUGCCGAUGUCCUCGUUGCUGCCAUUGGCAAGCCUCAAUUUGUCAAAGGCGACUGGAUCAAGGAAGGUGCUGUCGUGAUCGAUGUGGGCACGAACUUCAUUCCGGACGAGUCGAAGAAGUCUGGACAGCGACUGAUUGGUGAUGUGGACUACGAUGCUGCAGUCAAGGUUGCAGGUCAGAUUACACCUGUGCCUGGAGGCGUUGGACCGAUGACCGUGGCAAUGCUCAUGCAGAAUGUGGUCAAUUCCGCAGAUGCAGAGCGUGAGCGGCAAAAGACUCGCAAGGUCGUGCCAUUGCCGCUGGAGCUCAAGACGCCAAUUCCAUCUGACAUUGCUAUCUCUCGGGCUCAGCAUCCCAAGCAUGUCAGCAAGUUGGCGGCUGAGGUGGGAAUCGCGCCUCAUGAGCUUGAGCCUUACGGGGCGUACAAGGCGAAGGUGUCACUAGAGACACUGACGAGGCUCCAACACCGCCGCAAUGGUCGCUACAUUCUUGUGGCCGGCAUCACGCCAACACCACUCGGCGAGGGCAAGAGCACUACUACUAUUGGUCUUUCGCAGGCAUUGGCCGGACAGCUUGGUCGUGUUGCCUUUGCCAACGUUCGGCAGCCGUCUCAAGGUCCAACGUUCGGUAUCAAGGGUGGUGCAGCAGGUGGUGGCUACAGCCAAGUCAUUCCCAUGGACGAGUUUAACUUGCAUUUGACGGGCGAUAUCCAUGCCAUUACUGCAGCCAACAACCUUCUCGCCGCUGCCAUUGACACCAGGAUGUACCACGAGGCUACGCAGAAGGAUGGACCGCUCUUCCGACGUCUGGUGCCAGAGAAGAAGGGCAAGCGGGAGUUUGUGCCUGUCAUGUUCAAGCGCCUCAAGAAGCUCGGAAUCGACAAGACCGAUCCGAACGAGCUCACAGAGGACGAGCAGCGAAGGUUCGCAAGACUGGACUUUGAUCGCGAAACCAUCACCUGGCGCCGGGUGCUGGAUGUCAACGACCGCCAUCUCCGUGGCAUCACUGUCGGUCAAGCACCGACCGAAAACAAGGUCGAGCCAAGGCAGACAGCUUUCGACAUCUCUGUGGCGUCGGAGUGCAUGGCUGUUCUGGCCUUGUCGACAUCGCUAGCAGACAUGCGUGACCGUCUCGGCAGGAUGGUGGUUGCGAGCAGCAAGGAUGGUGACCCCAUUACCGCUGAUGACAUCGGCGCUGGAGGAGCUCUUACCGCCUUGAUGAAGGAUGCUAUCAAGCCAAAUCUGAUGCAGACCCUGGAAGGUACUCCAGUGUUCGUACAUGCUGGACCAUUCGCCAACAUCUCGAUCGGCAACAGCAGUGUCAUUGCAGACAGAGUCGCACUCAAGCUUGCUGGCACCGAGCCUGAAGAAGAGGCUGAACGUAAUGAGAAGGUCGGCUUCGUCAUCACCGAGGCUGGCUUCGACUUCACCAUGGGUGGCGAGCGCUUCAUGAACAUCAAGUGUCGCAACUCGGGUCUUGUGCCAGACGUGGCUGUCAUUGUCGCGACCGUUCGCGCACUCAAGGUGCACGGCGGCGGUCCCGAGAUCAAGCCUGGCGAGCAGCUAGCUGAGGUCUACCGCACAGAGAAUGUGGAGACUCUUCGCAAGGGGUGUGUCAACUUAGCGAAGCACAUUCAGAACGCUAGGUCGUUCGGCGUCAACGUGGUGGUAGCUAUCAACCGCUUCGAGACGGACACCGACGCAGAGGUUCAGGUCAUCCGCGAGGAGUCUCUCAAGGCCGGUGCCGAAGAUGCCAUCGCUGCCAACCAUUUCGCCGAAGGCGGCAAGGGUGCUGUCGAUCUCGCGAAGGGUGUCAUCACUGCUUCGGAGAGAUCGAAGCCAGAAGAGUUCAAGCUCCUGUACGGCGACGAGGGCUCCGUACAGGCAAACAUCGAAGCCAUUGCGAUGAAGAUGUACGGCGCCGACAAAGUCGAGUUUUCUGAGACGGCGCAGAAGAAGGUCGACACCUACACGAAGCAAGGCUUUGGCUCCUUGCCAAUCUGUAUCGCGAAGACCCAAUACUCGCUUUCCCACGAUGCUUCUCUCAAAGGCGCACCAACCGGCUUCACCGUGCCCAUUCGGGAUGUCAGGAUGGCUGCUGGCGCCGGGUACUUGUACGCUUUGGCAGCAGAUAUUCAGACGAUUCCCGGUCUGCCUACCGCGCCUGGAUAUUUGAACGUGGAGGUGGAUGGAGAGACGGGCGAGAUUGACGGGCUGUUCUAG